This is a messenger RNA of Adineta ricciae, 2811 nucleotides long. The record is from the annotation of a GenBank genome assembly. Lineage: Eukaryota; Metazoa; Rotifera; Eurotatoria; Adinetida; Adinetidae.
AUGGGCCAUAACAUCUCCUUGCUGCUAUUAAAUGUAGCCAGCUUGAGUCGGUACCUGGCAGAAGUCUUCAACUUAUUUGAGGUCACGUCCUCGCCGAUAGUUAUCCUCACUGGAACACAUCAUAAGAAAAAAGCAACGAAACGUCUUGCUGCACAUGCAUUUAAUUACAAUUUUUUCACGUCGCAAGGAUCAAAUGCCUUUGGAGGUGUCCUAGUGGCCAUUCACAAGUCAAUUCGUUGUCAAAGACGGGACGAAUUUAAUCAGGUUAAUAACCUAGUAGUACUCGAACUCGGUGAAGGUACUGAUGCAUUUCAACUGGCCUCUUGUUACUCUCCUCCAGCUGAAAAAAUCCCGCUCGAAAUCUUCGAUAGUAUCCUCGACAUCAAUCCAAACACGAUCUUCGCUGGUGAUUUAAACGCGAAGCAUAGUUCAUGGUCAGUUUCAAUCGAAAAUGCGAAAGGGUAUGCCCUUUAUAACUGGCUAGCCUCGUCUAGGAUCCAUUCGUCGUUAGAAAUUAUAAAUAAGUAUGCUACCACCUCAACUCGCUCGGAUGCAACCAUUGAUUUAUUUAUUGCUCCCUCGAAAUUUGCCACGUCAAAAUUCUCCGUACUCAAAUCGAUUGGUAGCGAUCAUUUUCCGAUAAUCUGGAACCCGCAUAUGAAUUUCCGCUCGAACCAUGUCAAACUGCCGAUCCAACGAACAAAAUGGAAAGCUUUCGAUCUCUUCAUUACAUAUGUUGGUAGUUACUGGCAAGAACUAGCGGAUCACAUGAACCAUUCAGCUAUGUUCUUCACAUUAUACGAGCGUUUCUUAUCGUUGUGUCUUGCGAGAUUCACUAUCGUUUCACUCUGCAAUUCGGUGAAACCAUCUCUCCCAAAUCACAUCGUGCAGAUGAUCGAUCAAAAGCGACUGUAUCUUCAACUCUUUCGACGAACACGACAUCCCUUUUUCGCAUCGGUGCUUCGUCAUAUAUCGAGGCUCGUGUAUAAAGAGAUCUUCCAGUACAAAAGGCAAGCGUGGCAAAUUUAUUGCAAAUCGCUAAACGACUGCGACACGAAGCGGUUUUGGAAGAAAGCAAAAAAUCACUUCAAAGCAAAAUCUAUCCCUAUCGUUGGGCUUAAGCACAACAACAACGUAAUCGUUGACCGCACAGAAAUGUGCGCGAUUGCCAAGGAUUAUUAUGAAGCUCAAUUUACCAGUCAUUCACGAGAGCAUACAAUCAUCGAAGCUGAAGCUGAGGUGCUGGACGAAGAACUGGAAAAGGCUUUGAUUAUCGAUCCACCAACGCCAAUCACAAUCGAUUUUCAGGAGCUGAAACGUUCGGUUUCAACGCUCAAAAACAAGAAUUCGUCAGGAUUGGAUGGCGUUUCGAACAGGAUUAUCAAAGCACUCCCAUCGAAUCAUCUAUCGAUUAUUCUCAAAUGUUUCAACAACUUCGGAAGGACACUACAAACCUCUCCGCACUGGCACACAGCCAAAAUGAUCCUGAUACCUAAAACAAAAGCAAGGACGAUCGCCAUUGAAGAAACUCGCCCAAUAUCGUUACUACCGUGCUUUUCGAAGCUAUUCGAAAAGUGCUUCUUAAUCCACUUCAGAAAAUGGAUUAACAGUCAAGGUCUCCUGCCCGACGAACAAACCGGUUUUCGUCCAGGUCACAACAUGGCAGUUAGAUUGGUCGCGAUUGUUGAUCAAAUCGGACAAAGUCUGGCGAAACAUACUGCUGCCGGUGGUUUAUUCGUCGAUUUUCGCACGGCCUUCAACCAGCUUUGGUUUCAGGGACUGUGGAUCAAAUUAAUCAAAUUGAACUGUCCGAAGUAUUUAAUCGCAUGGCUGCGGCACUAUUUACGUGAUCGCAAUGCUUAUAUCGACAUGAUCCCAGCGAAGUCUAUCGUCUUCGAUUUAGCAAAGGGUGUCCCGCAAGGUAGUGUGGUGGGACCGGUGUUAUUUAUAGUAUACCACCAUGACCUCCUCGAGUCACUCGACACGAUCCACUGGAAACACCUUUUUGCAGAUGAUCUAGCGAUUCUGUUUACACCCGACUCGUCUUUAGCACCACCAAAUAUGAUCCAAGACAUCGUUGAGCACCUAGAAGAGGUCCUGGUCAGACUCAUCGACUACUCUAAGACCUGGAAGCAGCCGAUCAACUUCAAUAAAACCUACUGGAUGCUGUUCAAUAGACAAGUUGCUCCAAAAGUUCCAGUGAUCGUCUGUCAAGAUCAUCGUAUCGAUCGAGUAAAUAGAUUUAAAUAUUUGGGCACUAUUCUCGACGAAAAACUGUCGUUCAAUCCGCACAUAGAUCACAUCAAAUCAAAAAUAAAUGCAAAUUUGAAGAUUUUCAAACGUCUUUCAUCGACAAGAAUGACAAGCGAAAAUACCAAUUUCAGACUCUACAACGCGUACAUUCGACCAUACUAUCAGUCAUUGUUAAAUAUUUAUCCAAUGUUAUCAAUAGGCAAAAAAGAGCAAUUGGAAGGUCUAAAUCGAAAGAUAUUCAGAAUUAUCUAUAACUGGCAUGAUGCCAGGAAUAUAGAAAUCUCAAAUAUGGACAAAUAUCGAUCACUGGCCGACUUAGCGUUAACGCACUGGAGUAAACUGAAAGAAACGAUCUUCCGUACAAAUCCCGGCAUAAUCCAGGACUACUUACAACACAAACUGGCGAUAGUAUAUCUCAAAGAGUACGUAAACAAUCCUGUGUUGAUGCGGCAAAGAAGAACAAUUUUUGGAAGAGGUCGAAUUCGGAAAUACAUAAGGAAUCUAACGACAGACAACCAGAUGACUCUCCUUGAUCACGUCUUGGCUUACCAUAACUGA